This is a messenger RNA of Bradysia coprophila, 6305 nucleotides long. Its product is annotated as fatty acid synthase-like. Gene Ontology annotation, molecular function: fatty acid synthase activity; oxidoreductase activity. Gene Ontology annotation, biological process: fatty acid biosynthetic process. NCBI's taxonomy places the organism in Eukaryota, Metazoa, Arthropoda, Insecta, Diptera, Sciaridae. The record is from RefSeq and is a predicted model, not a curated record.
GCCAGAAAUAAUAGCAGAUGAUAUUGCUGUCUAUUCUGUUACAAAAUGAAUGACAAUAAUGGGGAAAAUAUCGUAAUUUCUGGAAUCUCAGGACGAUUUCCAAAGAGCCAAAAUGUUGAAGAAUUAUCGAAAAAUCUCUAUGCCAAGAUCGAUAUGAUAAGUGAUGUAAAAACCGGCGAUGAUUUCAAUGCGAAAGUUCCAAAACGGAGAGGCAUCAUUGAUAAUUUAAAUAAAUUCGAUGCAUCUUGCUUCCAUGUGAGCACAAGACAGGCGGAAGCAAUGUCACCAGAAAAUCGAAUCUUAUUGGAGGUAGCAGUUGAGGCGAUAUUCGAUGCUGGGAUUAACCCUGAAUCGUUGAGAGGUUCAAACACAGCUGUAUGUUUGGCUCAAUCGACGUACGACUCAAUGUAUACUAAUGUUUACGGUGAUGCAUCUAGCGACAUACAUUCUUUCUUGGGAACGUCGUCUCCAAUAGCCGCAAAUCGUGUCUCAUUUAGCUUGGGUUUACGCGGCGUCUCGAUUGCGAUCGAUGUUUCCUGUGCUUCAUCAUUCGUAGCAUUUGAAUUAGCUACAAACUGGAUACGUCAGGGAGUCUGUGACGCAGUUCUAGUUUUAACAGCAAAUGUGCAAUCACAUUCAGUUAUUCCGAAAAUGUUUGCAAGGUUAAAUAUGUUAAACCCGGAUGGUUGCAGCCGGCCAUUCGACAAUAAUGCAAACGGAUAUGUGCGUUCCGACACAAUAUCCGGAAUAUUAGUACAAAAGCAAAAACAUGCAAAACGAAUUUAUGCGAAGGUGGAACAGGUCGCAUGCAAUCAUGACGGGUUUAAAGUUAAAGGAAUCACUCAUCCAAGUGGUGAGAGUCAAAGUGAGUUAUGCGACAUGUUGUACAAGAGAGCCGGAAUCAGUCCGUUAGAUGUUCAUUUUGUGGAAGCUCAUGGUACAGGUACCAAAGUUGGUGAUCCGGAGGAGUGCCAUGCUAUCGAUACGGUGUUUUGUAAGAAUCGUACGGAGCCACUGUUGAUUGGAUCGACUAAAUCAAAUAUGGGACAUGCAGAAGGAGCUUCUGGAAUAAUCUCGAUUAUGAAAGCGAUUUUCACAUUUCAAACUGGCCUCAUCCCGCCAAACAUUAAUUUCUCGAUCGUACGUCAAGAUAUACCAGCAUUGGCCAGUGGUAGAUUGAAAGUGUGCACAGAACCGACUCCGUUAAAAGGUUCUCUCAUUGCCGUUAACGUUUUUGGCAUUGGUGGCGUCAAUGUACACGCGUUACUGCGAAAGGCCGAUAAACGGGAUAGACCGAAUCGCGAUGAAAGCUUACCGAUCUUAAUUUGCUGGUCUGGACGAACAGAAGAGGCUGUUCGCACAGUAUUCGAAAGAUUAAAAUCGAUUCCGAUUGAUGUGGAGUUUAUUGCGCUUUUGCACAACAUCCAAAAAACAGAGUUCAAGGCACAUCUACACCGCGGCCACAUUUUAUUGAAAGGUGAUGAGGGCGACACAUUACCGCAAUGUAUUGACGAGAAAACAUCGGCGGUUGAAGAACAAAAUAACCGACCGAUCGUGUGGAUGUUCUCCGGAUUAGGAUCACAAUAUCCAAAAGUUGCACAGCAUUUAAUGCAAAUUCAACCGUUCGCAAAUUCCAUCUCGAAAUGCCAUGAGGUCUUAGCGCAAUUCGACAUGGAUCUAAUUGCGUCGUUAACCCAAGAUGAAUCAGCGUUUGACAAUCUGGUAAAUUCAUUCGUUUGCGUGACUGCCAUUCAAAUUGCUCUUGUUGAUGUACUGAAGUUGCUGAAUGUACCGGUUGACUUUUACAUUGGUCAUUCGAUGGGUGAAAUUGGUUGCGCGUACAGUGACGGGGGUUUGACUCUGGAGCAAACGAUUAUCAUGUCAUAUUAUCGUGGUAAAUGCAGUGUUGAUGGGAAAACUACUGAUGGUGCAAUGGCAGCUAUCGGAUUGGGCUAUGAUGAAGUCAAGAACAGUUUACCGCCAUCCAUUCAAGUUGCAUGCCGCAACAGUUCCAAUUCAUGUACGGUUUCUGGUCCCAAAACGGAUAUUUUGGAAUACAUAGACAAAAUGCGAUCGACAGAGAUCUUUGCCAAAGAAGUGAACUGUGGCAAUAUUGCUUUCCAUUCAAAAUAUAUCACGGAGGCCGGUGCAAAAUUAUUGGAAAAAUUGAAAACCGCGAUUCCAACAAAAGUUGAAAGAUCACCGAAAUGGUUAAGUACAAGCAACGAGCAGCAUCAGUGGCAUACGGACCUGGCGAAAUUUAGUUCAGCCGAUUAUUUUGUAAAUAAUUUUCUGAAUCCCGUCCUCUUUGAAGAGACGUGCAAACUUUUACCGGAACGUGCAAUUGUUAUUGAAAUUGCACCGCACCGAUUGAUGCAGUCGAUUGUGAAAAAAUCACUUCCAAAUGCUAUUUACGUCCCACUCACAUUCAGGCAACACAAUAACCAAGUCGAAUUUUUGACGAUGGCUUUGGGAAGGUUGUACAUGAGCGGUGUUACACUACAAAUCGAUCGCCUGUAUCCAGCCGUUACAUUUCCGGUGUCGCAAGGAACUCCAAUGAUUUCACCGCUGAUAAAAUGGAAUCAUGAAAGAGAUUGGCCAACAAUUCAAAAUAAAACCGUAGAGAUGGUACACCACGUACAAAAUACGAUCUACGUCCGGUCUUCGGAUGGCAAAUACAAAUUCAUUGACGGACAUCGCAUUGAUGGACGGUGUAUCCUUCCUGUCGCAUUCAUACUGAAUUUUGUCAAGGAUACUGCAAUUGGUGCUGAUGCCAAAGCAUUCGGUUUGAAUGCUCCGAUUGAGAGUUUAGUGUUCGAAAAUGUAAAAUUUCUGUCAACGACUGAAUUAAAGCCAAACAAUGACAUCAAACUGUCGGUCUCGCUUCAGCCCACAAAUGGUAAAUUUGAGGUGUACGAAGGAACAACGGCUAUAGCAAGUGGAUUUAUUAAAUGUACCAGUACUCCCAGUUCAAUACGUGAUGUCGCAGCAGAAGUUCUUCAUAAAGAUCUGCCCAUUUUGACUUCAUCGGACGUUUACAAGGAAUUCCGUUUGCGAGGCUACAAUUAUGCCGAUGAAUUCAAAACGAUUUGUUUAUCAGGUAUGGACGGCUGCUAUGGCCAGCUUAAAUGCAAGAAUAACAAUUGGACCACACUUAUGGAUGGUAUGAUACAAUUGGUUCUAUUAUCGAAAGACACGCGAUCAUUGCUAACACCGGUAGAGAUUCAUCGAAUUCAAAUCAACGUCAACAAUCACUUCAACCGGUUAAAUGGCACCCACACCCAUGGUGAACAGUUAUUCGCCACUUAUUACUCAAAUGAACAUUCUACAAUAGUUUGUGGCAGCAUUGAAAUGUCUGAUGUCAAAUUUGAUCCAGUGGAACGAGAUGGGCCAGAUGGUAUAGAAGUAUUGCAAACAUAUCAGUUUGUGCCACUAAUCGACGCUGAUUUGCCAAAUUUUAUUGAUGCUGUCGGUGUUUGUAUUGAAUUGGCGUUGGAAAAAAAUCAAGAAGAACGAGUGUUAUUGCUAGAAAUUCAUUCCGGCGACGGUAAUCCUGCAAUCGAAUGCAUUUACGAAAUUUUUCAAAAAAUGCCCCUGAUUGUCGCUGAUCUGACGUUACUAAUUGGAGAUGACGAUAUUGUGCCGCUAAAUUGCGAAUCGAUUAAGCGCAAAGGCUACAACUCAAGUCUGGAAGACGAACACUACACCUUCAUAGUAAUGAAGGAGUGCAUGCAAAACAAUCGAUUUUUAGAAAUGGCGAAGCGCAGUUUGUCGAAGGAAGGAUUUUUUAUCUCUAUUGACGAGAUUCAUGUGAACAUUACAGUACCGCAUGACUUUACAGUAAUAUCCCGGAUUAGUUGUGAUGAAUGGAUAAUAACUUUACUGCAACGGAUACCGAGUGAGAGCGACGACUACAAAAUCAUCCACAUUGACUCUGAAGACAGAAAUUUCAAAUGGUUGCGAAAAGUACAAGAAGCGAAUGCAUCGGAUCAUGUUCUUUUGGUGGCUCAGCAUGACGAAACGUCUGGAGUAUUAGGAUUAAUCAAAUGUUUGCGUCUUGAAUUAGACACGAAACGGUUACGAUGCAUAAUUAUCGAAGAUGUACAUGCCUCGCCAUUUGAUGUGAAUGUUUCGUUGUACAAGAAUCAAUUGCUGUUGCAAUUGCCCAUAAACAUUUAUAGAGACGCGAAAUGGGGAACUUAUCGGCACUUAGAUCUGAAACCAGCUACUGUUCAAUGUGAAUCGAAAAAACGGAUGAUUGUCAAUGUCGAACAAAUUAACGGACAGCGGACGUACCAUUGGAUGCCUCAAGCUGAAUUGGACCCAGCAAAUGAUAUCGUCAAAGUUCAGUAUGCUACGCUGAAUUUUUGCGAUAGAUUGGUAGCGAGAGGCAGCCUGCCGAACAAUGUAGCUAUCAAAAAUCGCUUGGACGAAUACCGUCCAUUGCUUGGUUUUGAAUGUGCUGGCGUUACAGAUAAUCAGAAACGUGUGAUGUGCUUCUCAUUAAGCGGUGGUCUACUGUCCACUCACAUAUGUCGCGCAAAUGCCGAUAUUGUGUUGGAAGUACCAGACACUAUGUCACUUCGAGAUGCUGCCACCAUUCCACAUGCAUAUUUCACCGUUUACUAUGCGUUUUUCGUAAAAAAUUCUAUCAAAUCAGACCAAUCAAUUUUGAUUAAUACGGACUGUGGUGGCGUAGGAUUAUCAGCAAUUCGUGUAUCACUUGCAUACGGUUUGAACGUUUUCACGGUCGUUCCAACCCGACAAACUCGGGGAUUUUUGCUAGACAACUUUCCACAAUUGAAAGAACAAAAUGUUGCGAUCUCUAGUGACUACUCCGUUAAAGAUCUGGUAAUGAAUAUAACAAACAACGAAGGCACAGAUUUUGUACUGAAUGCGUUAUCAGACAACAAGCAUCAGCAGGCAAGCAUUCGAUGUUUAAAACGCGGCGGAACAUUUAUGGAACUGGGAAAAUUUGAUGCGCAUAAAAGUUCGGAAUUUGUAAUGGAUGCAUUAAGGAACGGCAUCAAUAUCCAAUCAAUUGUAAUUGAACACGCAAUUCAACGUUCGCUUGAACGAAACACAGUGAUCGAACUGAUGAGAGACGAUAUAAAACGCAGAAUAAUUCAUCCAUUACCGCUGACAGUGUUCGAAGCUGACGACCUUGAGAAUGCAUUCAAAUAUUUGACAAACGCCGAAACAGUUGGAAAAAUUCUUAUUGAAAUACGUCGCACUGAGAAUUCGGAAUGUACGUUACCAGUUACAGUAUGGCCAAGAGCAUUAUUCGAGCCCGAGUUGAUCUACGUUUUAAUUGGUGGAUUGGGCGGAUUUGGACUAGAAUUUGCUGAUUGGAUGAUAAUGCGAGGUGCUCGUAAAUUGUCAUGCAGUACUAGACGAGGCGUCUCCGAUCAGUAUCAACGGUCUCGAAUAAAAAAAUGGGAAUCGUAUGGAUGCACCAUCGUAAUCAACACAUCCAACGUAACAACAUUCAGUGGUUGUGCAGAAUUGUUAUCAACAGCAACAGAACACGGUCAAAUCGGUGGAAUAUUCAAUUUGGCAGUGGUGUUACGUGAUGGAAUUUUAGCAAAUCAAACGACUGCAAAGUAUACCGAAAGCUUUGCACCGAAAGUGUGGGCUACCGCACAUUUGGACACGUUGAGUCGUACGAUGUGUCCAAGACUUUCUUAUUUCGUUGUUUUUUCAAGUUUUUCCAGUGGUUAUGGCAACCCUGGUCAAUCGAAUUACGGUAUGGCCAAUUCGAUAAUGGAAAAAAUUAUCGAACGACGAACACGCUGUAACUUGCCAGGGAAAGCGAUUCAAUGGGCUGCAAUUGGAGAUGUCGGAAUCUUAAUGAGUUUGUGCGAUGACAACAUUAGGGUUGAUUUACGUGGUACGGUGCCGAAGCGAAUGGACACAUGUUUAAAUGCGUUGGAUGAACUUUUGACGCAUAGUGAACCGACUGUUGCGUGUACGCAGGUCCAACUGAAAAAGCAACAGACGACGAACAAAUUUAAUGUGACGGAAAGCAUUUGUCAGAUUCUUGGCAUUGAUCAAAAGUUGAUUUCCAUGAAUGCAAGGCUCUCUCAUCUAGGAAUGGAUUCGCUAAUGGCGGUCGAAGUGAGGCAAAUGCUUCGACGCGAAAUUAAUUUGGUAUUAAGCUAUGAUCAGAUUAAAAAGGUUACCAUUGGACAACUAAACAAUGAUCCCAAAUCAAAUCAAUCGAACACGGUGUUGGAGGCUUAAGUACACAAUUUAAAUUGUAGCAUAAACAGCUGGCAAGGAAAUAAAAAAUGUAAAAAUAAAAU